AUGAUAAUUAUUGUAUUUCAUAAUGGAAAUAUUGUCUUUUAUUCGAUGAUUGAUUCGACACAAUCAAAAUUUGUCUGUCGAGGUUCUAUUGAACUUGGUGAACAACUUCAUUCAAUCACUUUGGAUAAUCAUAUGUUAAUAUGUACAUUUGAUUCAACAGUUUCAAUUGAUUUCGUUUUUAUUAAUUUAGAACAAUUUAAAAAAACUGAAGAAGUUUUAAAUAAUAAUCAAAUAUUAAAAAUCUUAGUGAAAUUUGAUCAACCAUUAGAACCGAAAACAAUCAAGCAGAUUAUUUUACCAUAUAGAAUCGGUACGGUUGAAGGAAGUCGUUAUAUUAAAUUUCCAUUAUUCAUAGCUUUAACAAGUGAAUCUUUAUAUGUUAUUCAUCUAUGUGGUAUGAAAAAGAUCUCAUAUGCAAGAAUUGAAGGUCAAUUUGAUUUGGCAUCUAUGCAUAUAAAUAAUCUUGAAUUGGUAUAUACGGCACAUGGAGGUGUUAUUCGAUUGUAUAUGUGGACAUGCUUAAAUUCAAAAGAUGAUAAUCAUAUUCUACAUCAAUGGCAAUUAUAUGUUACAAUUGAUGUUAGUUCUUCGUCGAUUAGGUCAAUUUUUUCUGCACCUGCUUAUGCAUUGAUGUUCUUUUGCUUGCUACAAAAUGGAGCUAUUCAUCUGUACAAUGCAAAAGAUGCGAGACAAAGUUUGAAAACUACACCUCCUUUUCCACGUACAAAUCGAUCAAUACAAACUAUUAAAUUACUUAACGGCGAAGCUAUUACACUUGAUAGGUCACAACGUGAACUGACAUCAUGGUCCUAUCAACACUCGACAUCGAUUGAAUCAACUCGUACCUAUGAAAAUAAUAUAAUUGUUGAUAAUUUCGCGAUGAUUUGUAGCAAUACGGAUCCAAAAGUCGUAUUUAUACUUAUUUUGACAAGUAAUCAUUGUGCGGAGAUUUAUUUAACUAAAUCACUUGAUAAAAAUUGUUUAUUUCAUCUUGAAUUGAAUUCGUCUUCAAGAGUUCAUUCAACAACGAAUGGAAGUUUUCUAAUAUUAACACAAACGGGUUCAAUACAUCACAUUGUUGAAGAGUCGAAAUUUGUUGAAAAGACAAGAAGUCAAUUGGAUAUUCAAUGUUCAAUGAUGCUCAGUUCGAUUCUAAGAAUCAAUUCGCGUGAAUAUCUUGUUAUAUUUGAUGAUAUUGGUAAAUCAAUGGCUAUUUGGUCAAAUGAACAAAUUAUCUAUGUUAAUCUGAAUUUUCCUCACAUUGUUUUACCAUUUUCAUCUCAUUUGUUAUCUCUGAUUGGUGAAUCAUCUCAAGAUUCCGUAUCAUUUCAUUUCAAUAACCGGAAUCUUAUUCUCUGUCAAAUUAAAUUAGAAGAAUCAAACAAAAAAGCUUAUCUUAACAUGACAUCAUUCGAUAAAGUUGACAAAUUUUGUUUAAAAAAACACUAUCUUGCUCAAUUUAGUAAUAAUGAACAUCAACUUAGUUGGUAUGAUAUAAAUCUAUCGAAAUAUCAUCCAUUAAUUCAAAUGUCAAAUGAAUGUUUACAAUUAUGUAUGAAUGAGUCCAGCAAUUAUAUUUUCGCUUUAAUACAACCUUGUAUUUUGCAUAUGUAUCGUACUAUUGAUAAUCAGCAAUUAGCAAAAUUAACUCUCUAUGAUUUCGCUUCUUUUCUGGUAGCAGAUCGAGAUUUUAUUGUUUUAUCAAUGAAUGAUCGACGUUUACUUACACUAAUGAUUGCCGAUCCGAAAGAUCGAAAAUUAAUUGAAAAACUUCAAGCACUACCGAGCAGAAAUUCCAAUCAGAGUACCAAUUCAGAAAGUACAGAUCUUGUUCAACGUUUACAAAAACGAUGCGAUGGACAAAGUAGUGAAGAAGACAGUGAUUUGUCCGACGAUGAUGGUAAUACUAAUUUUCGUCAAAAUAGCAAUAUUCACUGGAAGAUAAAGAUGGCAGCACCCAUAUCUUCGUUUCAGUUAGUGAGGCGGUUUCCUGCUCGGUGUUCAUCGUUAAAGAUGAGUUCUAAUAAGAAAUUAGCUUUUGAGAUAAUCCCCCAGCUGUGUGAUGAAUCAUGUGACAUUGAUGUAACGGAAUUUAUUAAUGAUUCUGACGACGAUAGAGAAGCUAAUGAACAAGCCACCCAUGUAGUCUGUCCUACUCAUUCAAGUGAUCAACUAAAUGAUGAAAUGGAAUCUCAGUCUGUUGUAAAUCCCACAGUUGAAGAUGACUCAACGAUAUUCGUCAAAGCACGAUAG
Messenger RNA from Adineta ricciae, 2253 nucleotides. NCBI's taxonomy places the organism in Eukaryota, Metazoa, Rotifera, Eurotatoria, Adinetida, Adinetidae. The record is from the annotation of a GenBank genome assembly.